AUUUAUAAUAAUCCACUUAAUUAUUUUGAUUUUGAAAUCUAUAUAGUUAAUUUUGAAAUCUGUUUGUCUGAUUUUAGAAUCAAUAGAUUAGUAAAUGAUUUCUAAAUCCAAAAAGAAUUUCUAAAUUCACUAAACUACUAGAACCAAUAACUCCCACUAAGAAACGUGUGUUGUGUGUUUUUUAUACUGUUCGCGGAUCCCACCGACACGUGGCAGUCUGCGAUUGGUGCGAUUUUUAAUUAUUUUCUCUUUUAGUCAGAAAAAAAAAAUAAAAUAAAAAAAAAAGCUCAAAUACACGUCAGUCUUCAUAAACUCAUGCAAGCAAACAACAAUAAAAUAAAAAAUGCUCAAAUACACGUCAGUCUUCAUAAACUCAUGCAAGCAAACAACAAUAAAAUAAAAAAUGCUCAAAUACACGUGAAAUAAAAUAAAAAAAGCUCAAAUACAACAUACCUCCAAAAUUUUUUAAUCAAAUAACAUUGUUACUCACUAAUUGAAGUCUAUAAAAAGCUGUGUUAAGAGAUGUUUUUUCAUUCACAACUCACCAGUCUCUCUUUUCCUCUUUCUCGCUCUAAAAGAUCGCUACGAUGAUGGCUUCGACUUUUCAAGAAAACUGUAUUUCAGUAAUCAACGGAGCUCCGAGUUGGGCUGUUUUCUUUCUUUUUGACCUUCUCGACAAUUUUCUCUGUAUCGUUUUCAGAUUCGUCGACCAAGUUAUGGAAGAAAAACUAGAGUCAUGCCAAUGUAGUAAUCCUCAAGAGACAUCCGGAUACGAGUUUCUUUCAGACCAUCAACACUUGUCCGAGACUCUUUACCGUAGGAGAAACAUUUUCCGACAAGCCGGUUUUCUCCGGUUUGCUAGAAAACUCCCAGAGAUCACCAAGAAAAUCGGUAUAGCUACUUUCUUGAGAAACUUCCUUUUUCCCGAGAAAAUGAAGAAAGUCCCUCGUGAGGUUGCAAACAGGUGGUCUGAUUGUGGCUGCAAGAAUUGUGUUACUUGGACUAACAACGAUAAACUUAACGUGAUUGUCAAGCAACCUUCAGUAUCUCCAGAUUUAUUGAUGAGCAACAAACCGGUGGAUAACGUUAUUUUCAUACACGGAUUCUUAGCAUCUUCAUCGUACUGGACCAACACGGUGUUCAAAUAUCUACCCGAGACCACGGAGAAAACUAACUACAGAUUCUUCGCGGUCGAUCUUCUAGGGUUUGGAGACAGUCCAAAACCUAGAGACUGUCGAUAUUCGUUGCAAGAACAUGUUGAAAUGAUCGAGAAAUCGGUUAUUUUACCAAACAAUCUGACUUCAUUCCAUGUUGUAGCACACUCCAUGGGAUGCAUCGUUGCAGUAGCCUUAGCUGCCAAAUUCUCCGGUAGUGUCAAGUCCGUCGCUUUAGUAGCUCCGCCGUACUUUGGUGAUAAAGAAGGAGCAAGUUGUGAUGCUCUUGAUGUGAUAGCCGAGAAGAAACUUUGGCCACCGACUUCGUUUUUCUCAGCGAUGAUGGCUUGGUACGAACACAUUGCACGUGGGGUUUGCUUUGUUGUGUGUAGGCACCACCGUACAUGGGAGAAGAUCAUCAAAAUUAUAACUUGGAGAAGUAAACUACCAAUGGCGAUAACCGAACUAACGAAGCACACGCAUCAGUCGUCAUGGCAUAGCAUGCACAAUGUGUUAUGCGGAGGAGCGAAAUUCACGGAUAAACACCUUGAAAGUUUGAUAAAUUCCGGUGUUAAGAUAAGUGUGGUGCAAGGGGAUAAAGAUGCUGUGGUUCCUAUUGAUUGUCUAUGGAACAUGAAAGCCAAGUUCCCGGCGGUUGAAGUUGAGGUUAUAGCCGGAACUGAUCAUAGUUCGGUGAUAAUGAGUAGAAGAGAGGUCUUUGUUGCAAACCUUGUUAAGUUGUGGGCUUCUUCCGGAAAGAAACAAAACUAGUGGAAAGUGCGUAAAAGAUUUCAACUUUAUAAUAUAUUUUCGUUUUUUAUCUUCUAAUUAAUUAGGUAUAUUGUCCUUUUUGUUACAAAAACAAACAUUUUAUUUUCCUUGAAUAAAUCCAAUUGUCAUUGUUGAAGGAGAAAGUGAGAAAUAUAAUAAGUUUUGUAAAAACAGAACAUAAUAAUCUCAAACUUUAUAUUUUCUAAAGUUUUGAUUAAGGAGACAAGUAAAUUAAAUAGGAUAUCUCAACCACUCGCACGUGUAUUAUUAGUCACACUAGAGGCUUCGUCCGCGCUACGCGCGGAAAAUGUUGAGUCUUAAUAAGUUUGAGAUUGAAAAUUUAGACGAUAGAUAUAAAUCAUGUCUUUUAGCAUAAGUAUGCGAAUAAUCUCAUGUAAACUCUUAUUCAGCAAAAAAAAAAAAAAGAUGGAAUGUGGAAAUCAUAGAUAAGAUGGUGAAAAACCGAAGAAGAGGUCGUAUGGAUGUGAUGAGAUCUCUUUGAGUGAGAGCCUGAAAUCAUUUAGAAGUAAAUCAGUGAACAUAUAUUAAUAAUAGAAAUUCGCUUAUAUAUUUCAUAGUAUAACCUUGAAGUAGUGAGAUAACAAUCAUCAAAAUGAUAUCUAGCUUUCAUCUGUUUAUGUUGAUCGCUACAACAAUGAGUACCAUAUAAAUGUGAAUAAUUAGAUAACUAAUCACUGAAAAUGUAUGGUAUUAGGUUUUAGAUUUGGAAUUUUACUUACUUUCAUGGGAACGGAGAUAGUUGAAGAUCUUUAGCUUUAAUGAUUUUUAGUGCUAAUUUGCUUGUUACACGUGAGAGGGCCACAUAGAGUUACUC
Molecule: messenger RNA, 2760 nt
Organism: Brassica napus (rape)
Lineage: Eukaryota; Viridiplantae; Streptophyta; Magnoliopsida; Brassicales; Brassicaceae
Product: probable lysophospholipase BODYGUARD 5
Exons: 4
Coding region: 588-1925 (445 amino acids)
Source: RefSeq, a predicted model, not a curated record